CCCUCAUCCCCCGGUGUGGCGUCGGUCUAGAGUGGUUCUGCACUGCCCAGACCUGUCCUCUGCAGAUACUUCCUUCCGUUCCACUCGUCUAGUUCACUCAACGUUGCAAGAUGCCGAUGUCUAAGAAGGAGCUCCAGGAGCUUCGCAUCCAACCGCGCAUGUACAAGAAGGCUCCGUUCUCCGUCGAGGCUCCUGGAUACGAGCCCGUUGAAGGCGAGACGAUCCCUCGCCGACUGCCUGCGGCCAAGGAUGGCCUCAUCCUACGACCCGCCGAGGAUGUCGCAACCACCUAUGAUGUCUUCCGCCGCUCCGCGCGUGUCUACGGGAAUGCGAAGGCUGUCGGAAGCCGUCACCUGGUCAAGACCCACGUCGAGAAUAAGAAGAUCAAGAAGGUCGUCGAUGGUGUGGAAAAGGAAGUCGACAAGCAAUGGACCUACUUCGAGAUGAGUGGCUACACUUACAAGAGCUUUGUCGAAUACGAGAAGCUGGCGCUUGAGCUCGGCUGUGGUUUGCGGAAGCUCGGCUUGGAGAAGCCGGACAAGAUUCACCUUUACGGCGCAACUAGUGCAAACUGGCUGGCCAUGUCACACGGUUCCGCUUCUCAGUCUUUGACCAUCGUUACCGCAUACGACACCUUGGGUGAGGAGGGAUUGAAGCACUCGUUGGUCCAGACAUCCAGUGCCGCCAUUUUCUGCGAUCCCGUCCUCAUCCCCUCCGUGGCCAACGUUCUAAAGGAUGCGAAGUCCAUCAAGCAUGUUAUCUACAACACCGACCAGGAACCCAAGAAGGAACAUCUGGACCGACUCAAGUCCGAAAAUGAGGGCUUGAAUGUCUUGAGUAUGGAGGAUCUGCGGAAGCUGGGCGAAGAAAACCCCGUGGAUCCUGUCCCCCCGGCUCCUGAAGAUCUCUGCUGUAUCAUGUACACCUCUGGUUCUACCGGUCCCCCGAAGGGUGUGUCUCUGACACAUGCCAACGUUAUUGCCGCAACUGCCGGUAUUCACGAGAUCGUCGGCCCCUACAUUGGUCCCUCGGAUGCUCUCCUCACCUACCUCCCGCAAGCGCACAUCCUUGAAUUCAUGUUCGAGAACCUCUGCCUCUUCUGGGGUGGUACGAUGGGUUACGGAAACCCUCGUACUCUGUCUGACACUUCCAUGCGCAACUGCAAGGGCGACAUCCGCGAGUUCAAGCCCACAAUUCUUGUCGGUGUUCCGGCUGUGUGGGAGUCCGUAAAGAAGGGUGUGCUUAACAACCUGAACAAGAACAACAUCCUGGUGAAGAGCAUGUUCUGGGGAGCCAUGUCUGCCAAGAACUUCUUGAUGACUGCCGGAUUCCCCGGCGCUGACAUGGGGGCCUGGUUCCUGGAUUCCAUUGUCUUCCGCAAGCUCAAGGAGGCCACUGGUGGCCGACUACGUAUCAUGAUGAACGGCGGUGGUCCGGUCUCGAAGGACACGCAGAAGUUCCUAUCCAUGGCUAUUGCCCCUAUGAUCAGCGGCUACGGUUUGACGGAGACCUCGGCCAUGGGUGCCCUGAACGACCCGAUGGCCUGGAACCCAGACGCACUUGGUGAAAUCCCCGCCUCCAUUGAAGUCAAGCUCGUCGAUUUCCCGGAUGCCGGUUACCUGACGAAGAACACUCCCCCGCAAGGAGAAAUCUAUAUCCGCGGAGGCAGUGUCAGCAGCAGCUACUGGCAGAAUGAGGAGGAGACCAAGGAGGCCUACACUGACGACGGAUGGUUCAAGACGGGUGAUAUCGGCGAGUUUGAUAAGCAAGGCCAUCUCAAGAUCAUCGAUCGCAAGAAGAACCUGGUCAAGACGCUGAACGGCGAAUACAUUGCUCUGGAGAAGCUCGAGUCCAUCUACCGCUCCUCCCCCGUGGUCGGCAACAUCUGCGUCUACGCCGCCCAGGACCAAGACAAGCCGGUCGCCAUCAUCGUUCCUGUAGAAGCCACACUGAAGAAGCUGGCUAACGACAACGGCAUCGAGGGCGACACUCUGGAGACCCUUGUUCACAACGAGAAGCUGACGUCCAUCGUGCUCAAGCAGCUCCAAACCGCCGGUAAGGCCGGUGGUCUGAAGGGUAUCGAGAUCAUCAACGGAGUUGUCCUUUCUGACGAGGAGUGGACUCCCCAGAACGGCUACAUGACUGCCGCUCAAAAACUCCAGCGCAAGAAGAUCCUCAACCGCUUCCAGAAGGACAUCGACCGUGCCUACGGCAAGAAAUAAACUAGCUCAGCCCGCGACAGCGAACGCCUUAUCGAUUAGCCGGAUAUCCACGCCUGCUCAAUUCGUAUAUCCUUUAUAUCCCUUGUCAGCUCUGUGCUCGCAUAAUUCUUGAUUCUGCACCUUCUAUGUCUCUCUAAUUCCCCCUAUCCUAUCUAUGAUUUACAUGUAUCAUGUUAGUCCUCUCCUUUUUAUACGUCGAUGUGAUGUUACUCUUCUCUCGGUGUCUGUGUCAUAAAAUUCCCAGUCAGUUUAGUGAAGCCCACGAACCUACUUUACCUUGCUCAGAAGUAGACAACUUAAUGAAGAUGAACGAAUAGGUCUUACUCUU
Molecule: messenger RNA, 2550 nt
Organism: Aspergillus sclerotioniger CBS 115572
Lineage: Eukaryota; Fungi; Ascomycota; Eurotiomycetes; Eurotiales; Aspergillaceae
Gene: faa4
Product: long-chain fatty acid-CoA ligase FAA1
Exons: 6
Coding region: 111-2222 (703 amino acids)
Biological process (GO): long-chain fatty-acyl-CoA metabolic process; long-chain fatty acid metabolic process
Cellular component (GO): endoplasmic reticulum; plasma membrane; lipid droplet
Molecular function (GO): long-chain fatty acid-CoA ligase activity
Source: RefSeq, a predicted model, not a curated record